GUCUUGCCCGCCCCCUCCGUAUCGGGAGAACCAAUAAAAAAGGGCAGCGUGGGGAGGGGAAGAAGCAAGGAAGCAACUCCAGCAGCUAGCUAGCCAGCCCAGUGCCCCAGCCCUGCUGCUUUCCUCCGUCCCUCCGCUACCGAUCGAGGAAGAUGAGGGGCGUCUCCCAUGCCGCGCUCCGGCUGGCGCUGCUCGUCGUCCUCUCUGCUGUUGCCACGCCCCAGCUCGUCGGAGCAGCGAGUGGAGACAAUUCCCUAGGAAUCAUCCAGAACGACAUCAUUGAGACGAUCAACAACCAUCCCAAUGCUGGCUGGACAGCUGGACAAAAUUCUUACUUCGCGAACUACACUAUUGCACAAUUUAAGCAUAUCCUGGGAGUGAAGCCAACACCUCCAGGUUUACUACGUGGUGUUCCUACCAAAACUUAUUCAAGAUCUACGGACCUCCCAAAAGAGUUUGAUGCCAGAUCUAAAUGGUCUGGUUGCAGCACAAUUGGGACCAUACUUGAUCAAGGUCACUGUGGUUCUUGCUGGGCCUUCGGUGCUGUGGAGUGUCUCCAGGAUCGUUUCUGCAUUCAUCUUAACAUGAACAUCUCACUUUCUGUCAAUGACCUAGUGGCUUGCUGUGGUUUUAUGUGUGGUGAUGGUUGUGAUGGAGGAUAUCCUAUCAGCGCAUGGCAGUACCUCGUUGAGAAUGGUGUUGUUACUGACGAGUGCGAUCCAUACUUUGAUCAGGUUGGCUGCAAGCAUCCUGGAUGCGAACCUGCUUAUCCUACACCAGCAUGUGAAAAGAAAUGCAAGGUGCAGAACCAAGUUUGGCAGGAAAAGAAACAUUUCAGCAUCAAUGCAUACAGAGUAAAUUCUGAUCCACAUGACAUAAUGGCGGAGGUCUACAAAAAUGGCCCUGUAGAAGUUGCUUUCACAGUUUAUGAGGACUUUGCACACUACAAAUCUGGAGUCUACGAGCACAUCACAGGUGAAAUGAUGGGAGGUCAUGCUGUCAAGCUGAUUGGAUGGGGAACCAGUGCUGAUGGCAAAGAUUACUGGCUUCUUGCAAAUCAGUGGAACAGAGGCUGGGGUGAUGACGGAUACUUCAAGAUCAUAAGGGGCAAGAAUGAGUGUGGCAUCGAAGAAGAUGUGGUUGCCGGUAUGCCCUCAACAAAGAACACUGUCAGGACCGGCGCCUAUGGAACGGCUAUACUUUGAACAGCGCCGGCCUCAAAUGCAGUUCCAGUUAGCUAUUUUCACGCCAGAUGAAGUGGGUAAACUAGCUUUGGUGGUUCCAAGAAACUAUUCCCCGUACACUAGCACACGUUCACAACGUUGAUAUGUUGUUGUAAUCGCAACACUUGUUCAUAAACAAAAUGGAAUAAUAUCAAGUAUUAUGAAAGCAAGCAAUCGUACGAUGCUUUUUGUA
Brachypodium distachyon (stiff brome) is the source of this 1416-nucleotide messenger RNA. RefSeq names its product cathepsin B-like protease 2. The coding region runs from base 153 to 1205 and encodes 350 amino acids. The record is from RefSeq and is a predicted model, not a curated record. Lineage: Eukaryota; Viridiplantae; Streptophyta; Magnoliopsida; Poales; Poaceae. The transcript is spliced from 11 exons. Gene Ontology annotation, biological process: regulation of catalytic activity. Gene Ontology annotation, molecular function: cysteine-type endopeptidase activity. Gene Ontology annotation, cellular component: lysosome.